CGGUGGUGCUCGGGGAUGGGUUAAGAACUAUAAAAACACAGAGCCUGCCAUUGAAUGGGUUAGUAACGGAAUCGAAACGGUGCGAAUAAGUGAUUACCAAACCGCGAUGGGAGCUUUUAAUUUGAGGAUAUGUGUCCUGGCCGCUGGCCUACUGAUGGCUUCCCAGGCCUACGCCGCCUACACGAUGGAGCAAAUGUGCGCUCAGUGGUCGGGUAAAGGAUACGUGGGUAAUCCGAACGAUUGUACCGGCUGGGGCUUCUGUCAAGGCCAGAAUCUGGUCGCGUGGGGAAAUUGUUCUCCAAAUCAAACCUACAACGCCCAAUUGGGAAUCUGCAACUGGUCCAACCAGACGGUGUGCAAGAGCAAUCCAGUGUCAACUUGCCAGCUCGCCACCUCACCAAUGUAUGUGGCCGAUCCGGACAAUUGCAACCAGUACUAUAACUGCGAUGGAAAGGGAAAUAGUCAAGUUUUUAGCUGUACCACCGGUUCUGUGUUUUCGGCCAGUGGACCAGCGUGCGUCUGGGGGCCCACAUGCCCUCAGGACUCCAUUUGCCAGUACAUGCUGAACGAUAUCUUUGUUGGUGAUCCGAAACACUGUGGACAAUAUAUCUCAUGUAGUAAGGGCGUCGGUACAUCUGGCACGUGUGCUUCGGGCUAUUAUAACCUGCAAACUGGAAAUUGCGAACCGAAAAACACAUGCGAUUCCUCAAACAGUGGUUCCACCACCGAUGAUCAGUUUACGGUUGGAGACCUGAGUGGCGCAAAAACUUGCGCAAAUGGAUGGGCUGCUGCAAAAGACUUAUCAACAUCUGAGGAAACUGUAACUUACAAAUUUGUUUCCGACGGUGCCACCUGUUAUGGUUACUAUUACUGUGCAACUAAGGAAUCAGUUGGAGUUUGGAACUCUUGCAAAACUGGCACCCACUUCAAUCCAAAGGCCGGACAAUGUGUGUCGCCUGCAGCCUAUGCAUGCCCCUACAAUCGGUGCGGAAAUGUGGCUGCCACAUUCAUGGCCACUGUGAACUCCAAAUGUGGUACUUACACAUAUUGCGCCAAGGGAACCACGGCUAAUUGCCCCGCCGCCGAUCCCUAUUUCGAUGAGGUGCACAGCAUUUGCACCAGUGGCACCCUCAAUUAUACGGUUUGCACAGAGGAAGUUAAUUUGACUAACUAA
Molecule: messenger RNA, 1174 nt
Organism: Drosophila bipectinata
Lineage: Eukaryota; Metazoa; Arthropoda; Insecta; Diptera; Drosophilidae
Product: peritrophin-44
Cellular component (GO): extracellular region
Molecular function (GO): chitin binding
Source: RefSeq, a predicted model, not a curated record